Messenger RNA from Lates calcarifer (barramundi perch), 3173 nucleotides. RefSeq lists its product as uncharacterized. NCBI's taxonomy places the organism in Eukaryota, Metazoa, Chordata, Actinopteri, Centropomidae. The record is from RefSeq and is a predicted model, not a curated record. Gene Ontology annotation, molecular function: GTP binding. The transcript has 2 exons. Bases 1170 to 2783 code for a protein of 537 amino acids.
CUUUAAAACAGUAUUUCCAAAUCUUAACUGUUUCCUGAAACAAUAAAUAAAGAUUAGUUUAGAAAAAACAAUAAUUUGAUCAAAACAAUAAACAGGAGCAUAAUGUGAUGGAAUAAUGAUUACCCAAGUGUCUUAGAUUUCAAAUCAUGUUACAGUAAACAAAAUCUUCCAUUAUUUUCUCUAAUAUAAGAAAUAACAUUAGAUAAAGAGAUUAUUCCAGGCUCAAGCUGAAGUUCAUUACUAUUUCUAUAAACAGGUGUUCCUAUUUACAGGCUCCAGAUACAUACCCUCCUACAUUCACUGAACAGCUUUGUUUUUGGGCAGUAUUGAAAAAGAUUCAUUUAAUAAAGUCACAAAAAAGAGAAUAAAUACUGAGAAAAUCAUUAAAGAAAGUGGAAUCUGUUUUAAGUUCACUCUCAUAAUCUUUAGUAUUGACGUCAGGCUGUCUGUGCUCUCAGCACCACAUCAUGAUAAAGAACAGUCAAUAACUUGUCUGACUUGUCACAUCAGGUGGACUAACCUCUGCCUCCAUCUAGUGGAAUUUGUAAACAAACACACAUCUUUAAGCACUCCUAGUUUAAAGGGGAAUGCCACCAAUUUUACACAUCAAAGUCUUGUUUCCAGGUGCUGGAGGACUACUAUGAAAAAAGUUGUAUGAAGCAUUUUGUGUCUUCAGAGGGAGCCGCAUGAAAUGACUCAACAAUGACAGAAAAGUGACUAGUUUAUCGAUUCCUGGUGGUUUCUAAACAGCAACUAAUCAGCUUACUUAAGAUAAAGUGACACAACAAUCAAAUGACCGAUCUGUUGGACCCUGAUCACACUGACCCCAAGUUACUCAUGUAACCCCCUCCUAAUUCUUAGACCAGUUCCCAGAUCUUUGCCUCUGCUGGACAAUGCCCUUGUUGCUAUAGUGUGUAUAGUCAGAGAUAAGGCCUGAGACAGACUAUUGGGCCACACUCUCUCCAGACAAAUAUUACAAACAUGCUGAUGAUGAUGGUUAGAGUUCAGAGGGGGAUUAACAUGUCAUAGGGGCAGACACACCCACAAAGAUGGGGUCUAUAUAGAGAUUCUCUGCUCUCAAUUUAUGGAGGUAUAGUGAGCGGAGACAACAUGUCAUCUAUCACAAAGCAGCUGUCUUCCAUCAGCUGUGCAGGUAAGUUACCACUUACAUGUCUUUCUUUCUUUUUUAUUCUUUCUUUCUCUUGAGCAUAACCUAUCCUUCCUCCUCGUUUGUUUCUCCAGGCAGGAGGCCAUCUCCUUCCUUUCCUGAGAUCAGACUAGUUUUGCUUGGGAAAACCGGCAGCGGCAAAAGUGCCACCGCCAACUCCAUCUUGGGCCGUAAGGUCUUUGACUCAAAGGUCAGCAGCUCUUCGGUCACCCAGCGUUGUCGCAGGGCCACAGGGGAUUAUCGUGGGCGUCACCUGAUGCUCCUGGACACCCCUGGGCUGCUGGACACUCAUCAGACUCCACAGGAGGUGCAGAAGGAGCUGAGGAGGAGUGUUAGCCUCCUGUACCCCGGGCCUCAUGUGUUCCUCCUUGUUAUUCAGAUCGGGAGGUUCACUCAGGAGGAGAGGGAGGUGGUGCGGCAGAUCAAACAGGCGAUGGGCGCUCAUGCUUUGAGUUUCUCAGUGGUGGUUUUCACCCAUGGAGACCUUCUGGAAGAAGGGACAUCUGUGAAGCAGUGUCUGAUAGACGAGUGCAGUGACCUGGCUGAGCUGGUAGCUGGGUGUGGGGGCAGGUAUUGUGUCUUCAGCAACCAUAGCUCCAAGAACAAGGAGCAGGUGUCUGAGCUGCUCACCUUGGUGGAUGGCAUGAUGCAGGGUAACGAUGGAAGCUAUUACACCAGCAAGAUUCUCCAGAAAGCAGAGGAGGAUCUGGUUCUAAAAGAGUGGUAUGAAAGAGAGCUGGAAAUUGUUUGCCAAAAAAGCAGCAGGGAGGUGGAGGAGCUGAAGAGAAAGCAGGAGCUGGAGAGGCAGCAUGAGGAGAAACUAGCGAGAGAUCGAGAGGACGCCUUCAGACGACAGAUGGAGGAAAAUGACAAGAGAGAGAAGGAGAGGAAGAUACAAGAGAUGGUGAGAGUGAUGGAGAUACGUAGAGAGGAGGAGGAGAAGAGGGAAGCUCUUCAAGAAAAGCUUGACAAAAUUACUAACAUACUGGAGGAGCAGACUGAGCGGGAGGAGAAAAUGAGAAGAGCAAUGGAGGAGAAGGUGCAAAAAGACAGAGCAGAAAACCAGAAGAAAGAGAGAGAGAGGGAACUUCAGCAACUACAGAGGGAGCAGGCCAUCAGGCUGAGGGAGGAAAUGAAGAGGGACGCUUUGCAGAACGAGCUGGAUCAACUCACCCAGAAGCUGGAGGAGGAAAGCAGGAUGAAGGAGGAGAGCAAAAAGCAAAUGGAGGACAUGCUCAGACACGAGAGAGACGAGAAUCAGAGAGAAAGGGAUAUACAAAUGGAGAAUCAGAGGGCAGAGAAAAGGAGAACUGAGGCCCUGAAGCAGGAGCUAAAGGUCAUCAAAAUGAAGAUAGAGCAACAAAAUGCAAGAGAAGAAAACCUCAAGCGACAGCUGGAGGAGAGCCUACGGAGACAAAAGUGUGACAAAGAAAUCUCCACCUUGAAAAAGCAGCGCGACACAAAGUGUUUGGAGGCGUGCAACGGGACGAUCAAGAAGAAGUCUGCAGAGAAACACAGCACAGUGACAGCUGUGACUGGAUAUGUGCAAGAGAUGGGACUAAUGGGGCUGAAUGCAGCUUUAGAAAGUGUUGGAGCUCCCUGUUGUAUUCAGUAACAGCAUUGACAUUUCUAGUAUAUUUAUUAUUUUACAUUUACUGCAUGUCAGAACCAACUGUAUGAAUGUUUGAGCUGUGAUCUUAAUUAUAUAAUAUCCUGUGACUUGAUUGAUGAUGAAAUGAUUUGUUAUUAGAUUCAACCAUUAACUGACGGUAAGGAAAAGAAAGGGAAUUAAUGCCCAUGUGAAAGCAAUUUCAUUUCAACAAAUGGAUGUAAUUCCAGUGUGUCCUAAAUCAGCAAAUGCACAAAAAUAGUACAAACUCUCAAAAAUGAUGGAGAUAAUCUGAUUAUCAGCUCCCCACCCUCUGCUUCAGUCUGUCCGUCUCUGUCUCCAUCAUCUAAAUCUGUAUUCAAACAAAAACCCUGUUGCCAUUAAUAAAGACCAAAA